UCUCCGCAAGACGAGCCACGCGGGGAAGUGCAGUGCUCGGUAGCUUUGUCCCCUGUGCCGGCAAGUUGCGUGGCACUAGCUGCUUCGCUUCCAAAGGUUCCAGACCUCGUUACCACCAACACCGCACAAAAAAAAAACGUGUCGCGUGUGAUCUCCGCUUCUUUGCUUCUUUGGCUCGCAGACGAGAGCCCCACACACAACGUCGAGUUGCCACGGCAGGCGGUAGGGGGAGGAAGGAGCACGUUGCAGCCGUAGCCGGGCAAGCCAUCUCCCCAUGGGAGACAGGGACCCCUGCCCCCACCGCAUCGUGGGCGAUGUUGGGGGUGCUUUUGCUUUCGGUCUGGCGGGUGGAGGGAUCUGGCACAGCGUCAAGGGCUUCAGAAACUCUCCCAAGGGCCAGGGGACACAGGGCGCUCUCAAGGCAGUGAUGUACCGCGCGCCGGUGUUGGGGGGAAACUUCGCCGUCUGGGGCGCCCUCUUCUCGGUGUGCGACUGCUCCCUGGUCGCCGUCCGCCACAAGGAGGACGCCUGGAACCCCAUCCUGUCCGGCGCCGCCACCGGCGGCAUCCUCGCCCUCCGGGCGGGACCCCGGACCGCCGCUAAGAACGCUGUCGUGGGCGGCGCGUUGCUGGCCGUCAUUGAGGGCAUGGGCAUCCUCCUGUCUAGGUAUAUGGCGCAGGUGGAGCCCCCGCCGAUGGAGGCAGGGGGCGACGCGGGGGGGGCUGGGGGGGGGCUGGGUGCCCCGCAGGCGCCGCGACCACUCGGGCUGGCGCCGCCGCUGCCGCCGGUCGGGGCGCCCGCGGGUUACCGACCGAUGGGGGACGGAGGCGAGGUGGACUCCUCCGCGACGAGAUCCCACGACGUGGUCACCGGGUCGGGCUUCGAGACCGGGUCGAGGUUCGAGGACACGCUGGCCACGCAAGACCCGUUCGCGUCGAACACGGGGGACCGCUACCUGGAGGGCGGGGCGGCGCCACGGGGGGCGGGGGACGCAGCGGCGGCGGCGGCAGAAGGAGCCGAGAGUAGAGGCUGGUUUGGGAGGAUGAUUGGCCGAGGGGGCGGCAAGUGA
Molecule: messenger RNA, 1069 nt
Organism: Ectocarpus siliculosus
Lineage: Eukaryota; Phaeophyceae; Ectocarpales; Ectocarpaceae
Source: the annotation of a GenBank genome assembly